UAGUUUACACAGACGACUAGUAGUUCUCGAGCUGAGCAUGGAUGUGUAGUGUUGUGUCGACGAUUACAACAUUUGGAAUGCAAUUUGUGUCUGCGUGUGAACGAAAGUGUCUAGGGAUAUUGCAACUGGAAAACAUCCCGUAUAUACAUAAUGUAUAACAUCCUUCUGCUGUCAUAAUAAGUGGCGGCGCUGGCGUGUCAAGCAGUGGUCGUCUCUCUCCUGAAGUUGUGACGCAUUCCGAAAUCUACAAAAAAUCGGAUCGGGUGAGCUUUUGAGUGGAUGACAUUGGAUCGCGGACGAGAUGAGAGGCAUAUUGAUAUUUAAUCAGCUCAACGAUGUGUUGUUCUCAAAAUGCGACAAAGAUUUCGCGGACCACAUUCGGAGAUUGGCAAGGACACAAGGACUCCUUGAUGAAAAUGAGGAUAUCGGCACAACAGAUUCCACACCUAGUCCCAACGUGAUAAUGCAACUUUUUUCACCCAUCGUCACCUCGCAGCGUGUAAUGACUUCACAAUUUGGUAACUCUUAUACCUCUAUGAAGUGCCAGGAUGGCACCAACAUGGUGUUUGACGAAUACAUUGGCCACACCUUUGUGUACAUUGCAAUGGAGGAUAUGGAACUGAUGAGGCGUACAGCAGGAGUAUGUGUGUCCAUUGUGCGACAUGUCUGUGGUCCAGAUAUUGCAGUAUUAAAGACCAACCGGCAGAGAGCCUGUCUAGUGUCUUCACUACUGGAUGCAUGGUGUCACUUGAGAGGCAGUGAACAGAGUGUGCUGACAGAGGCGGUAGAGCAGCUAUCCGUCAAUUCGGAAGUCGCUUCCUCGAUUCUCAAAGUCUUGCACGAUGCCUGCGACAAGCUCAGAACACAGUCCGAGUUUGCCAAUCUGCAUGUACUGAUUCUCGUAGGUGCCAAGUUCUUGUCACUGUACUCUAGCAAACACGCUCACGAUCUAUGCGCUUCGGAUAUCUUGUUGAUAAUCUUACUGUGCUGGGUGGUGAAUAACAAGCGAAAAGGAAACGAUCGACUAGAGACCAAUGAGUCUAGCGAUGUUUUGCUACCAGAGAGCAAUACUUGUUAUAAAAAUGAAAAGAGCAAGUCAACAUUUGGGGUCAAGUUGGCCAAUCCUACUUCAGAAGAUAUUACGGAUCUCUUCGGAGGCUCCCGAGAAUCUUCCGUUACUGAGGGUCUUUCAUCCUUGACCGACGAUGGUCUCUAUAGCCAAUCAUUGUUGCUCGGCAAUCAGCACGAUCACACGGCUAACGCGGUUCACGUGUUCGAAUUGUCAGACUCUGUUCAUCUGAUAACGAUCGUCGAGUCGACAAACCCAGCCACUUCCUCCGGAUUGUGCGACAGUUUCCGCUAUUUAAAUCUUGCGAGUAAUUUGCAGCUGCAACGGGACCUGGACGAGCUCAAGUCAGCUGUUGAGAACUUGGAUACAGCGAUUAAGAAGCUGUUGGAAGGAAUUAAAAAGAAUCGCUCUAAUAUCGGCAACGACGUAGACAUGUGCCAGAAACGAUUGCAGACUAAGUGGGAUUUCUUAAGACGGAAGUACGGCGAUUUGCUACGCACUCGUGAUCCCGAAAUGGUCUUACAGAUUGAGGCCAACACUUCCGGCUUCGCGGAGACAUUGAGGGAGCUAUUGAGAUUAACUUGUUUUGACAGAAACUUCUUGAAACAAGGCUUGGAUGUUCUCACGACAGUUGGCAGACUCGUCCGGCAAAAACUCAACGAUUUCAACGACUUUCUCAAGGUUAAGGCAUUGAAGAAUUUUACGCUGGGAUCGACAACUUCCCUAACUAUCAACAAGUAUCUCGAGGAAUUUCCGGGCCUGGUACAUUUCAUUUACAUCGACAGGACGACCCACAGACUCGUAGCACCCACAUUGGACUUUACGAGCCCAGAAACCCUCGCCCUCACGACGAAAAAGAUUUGGGACAUGGUCGAGCAAAGUAGAAUGCAUUUGCAAGAGGGCCACCUGUCAGUCAUGUGGAAGGAUACCAUUUUCAAUUAUUCUUACUUCUUGUGGUUCGAGGACAGUUCCGGGUGGUCACCGCCAAAGUGUAAGGUUUAUCUCAAUCAUGUAAUGAAGAAUUUCCCAGUACCCGGUAUAUUGUGUGGAGAUUAUUAUAGGAAAUUAACCGAGACUUGCUUCCCCAAAGUCUCGCCUAGUAAAGUUCGUAUCCACGAGCUGUACUGUGUGCAUCUAGGUCUGGCUACGUCAACCUGCGUUCUAGAACACUCUCGGCGGCUAGCGGCUACCAUCUGGGAGGUUAUCGGAGUGCCGAGCAAUCUUGCCGAUAUAUUCUGAAAUCGGCGUUUGCUUCUCGUAAAUGACUCCUACAUCGAAAAGAACAUUUUUGUAACUUGUAAUCCUCAUCAUAUCUUGGUCUGUAUUAUUGUCGGAAAGUUUAGAAACGCGAAUCGAAAAGAGAAAAAAAAAAGGAACGGGAGCUUUUCUAUAAUUUAUUAAUAUUUUAAAUUGACAUCUUAAGACCCCUGCAGACCUAUUCUGUAAUUUAUUGACGCUUGCAUUAUAACUGUAACGCAAGCGUUAUGCGCGUAGUCGUGCAAAUAUAACACAUAAUACAAUAGCUACGCAACGACGUUCAACGAUAACGAUAUUGUCAUGAAAAGUUAUAGAAUAAGCACAUUGGUCCCGUAACGCAGAAUUCUUGAUUGAUGAUGUUAGAAGCGAGAAAACGACCAAGAGAAAACCCAAUGAUGUUAGAAGCGAGAAAAACCCAAAAAUUUUGCAUGUUAAAACGGCAUUUAUAUGAGAGAACACCUGAGAGAUUGCUUGAACAUACUGCGAAAAUACUUGUAAAAUGCUGCGAAAAUUGUCCUUUUCUCGUGGAGAAUCAUAAAUCAAAUCAUAAACAGCCAUAAUAGAAUUAACGUGAUAUGCAACCUUUCUUUUCAACCAACCAAUUUAUCUACCUACCUAUCUACCUAUCUGUUUAUCUUUCUUUCUCAUGAUUUCGUCACGUUAAUUUUAUGGAUAUUUAUUGACUGCUAGGGAAAAAAAAUAGUUUUCGGAGUACUAUACAAAUAUGCUCAAGCGCGAUUGAAAGUGAUCUUUCAUUCAAAUAUCUUUUUAUUUUUAAAUUUUUAUUCCAACGCGACAAUUUUUGACGUGUCGUUUCCUAUCUUUGAUGUCAUGAUUCUACAUGUGUACUAUGGCGAAUACUCACAGGAGCUUUAAGUUAUGUAUGUACAUAUACAUAUAUAUAUUUUUUUGUUAUGUAUAUUUAUUUAUCAAUAUAAGAUUAUUUUAUGUAUAUUAAGUAAUUUAUAUACUUUUAGACAUGCACUUAAAGUUUUUUCGGAAAUUUUUUUGCUUUUAUGUCUGUGUUCCUAAAUUCUCCGACGGUAAUGGCGUUUUUCGGGACAAGAUCCUUUAUUGUGAAAGAAGAGACUUGUUAGCUGUUGCCUGUAUCCGACUUACGCUCUUGUAAUACUAUAGUUCUUUUCAUUUCACAUGAUCGUAUAUCCAUAUCACUUUUAUAUACUACUUAAUAUAUAAUGUGCAAAUAUUUCAUUUAUCAAACUGCGAAUAUAUUUAGUUUACAUGGUACGAACUGUGAGACGUGAGUCGUAGCGUUUAGUCAAUCAAAUAUUCCAAUAUUUGUCAUAUAUUAGACGAAGAAAUAGUUUGAAGCCUUAUAGACAAUAUGUUAUAGUAUCUUUGCAGAGAUCUCUUAUAUCGCAACUUUGUUUUUCAUUGUAUUUUUUUCUUUUUUAAUACAAUUUCAAAGUAAUAUA
This is a messenger RNA of Odontomachus brunneus, 3762 nucleotides long. RefSeq names its product Hermansky-Pudlak syndrome 1 protein homolog (gene HPS1). Gene Ontology annotation, cellular component: BLOC-3 complex. NCBI's taxonomy places the organism in Eukaryota, Metazoa, Arthropoda, Insecta, Hymenoptera, Formicidae. The record is from RefSeq and is a predicted model, not a curated record. The transcript is spliced from 9 exons. Gene Ontology annotation, molecular function: guanyl-nucleotide exchange factor activity. The coding region runs from base 302 to 2308 and encodes 668 amino acids. Gene Ontology annotation, biological process: vesicle-mediated transport.